Molecule: messenger RNA, 1257 nt
Organism: Vigna umbellata (rice bean)
Lineage: Eukaryota; Viridiplantae; Streptophyta; Magnoliopsida; Fabales; Fabaceae
Product: homeobox protein HD1
Biological process (GO): regulation of DNA-templated transcription
Cellular component (GO): nucleus
Molecular function (GO): DNA binding
Source: RefSeq, a predicted model, not a curated record
GUUCACGUCUGAGGGAGAAAUAGAGAGCGAUGUAAGGGUUAUAAAAAGACUAGGAGAAGGAGAGAUCGGAAUUUACAAGUCUCAGUGCUUCCAUGCUAGCAUUGCAUCACCAUUACCAUUACCAUACAUAGAGUGAUGCAAGAAGCUGGGCUGGCAAUGAAUAUGCUCAGCGCAGAAGUCUCAGCCGCCGCCGCCGACCACCACCACCGUCAACUGAAGGCAGACAUAGCCACCCAUCCACUUUACGAACAGCUUCUCUCUGCACACGUCUCAUGCCUCCGCGUCGCUACACCCAUCGACCAGUUGCCACUCAUCGACGCUCAGUUAUCACACUUCAACAAUCUCCUCCGCUCUUACGCCUCACACCAUUCCCAUUCCCAUUCCCAUGAUCGACAAGAGCUCGACAACUUCAUGACACAGUAUUUGAUCGUGUUAUGUGCGUUAAAAGAGCAGCUUCAGCAACAUGUUCGGGUGCAUGCCGUGGAGGCUGUGAUGGCCUGCCGUGAUAUUGAAAGCACCUUGCAAGCUCUGACAGGAGUGAGCCUGGGAGAAGGAUCGGGUGCAACAAUGUCAGAUGACGAAGAGGACUUUCAAAUGGAUGGGUCUUUAGAUCAGUCUAGCGCUGAGGGGCAGGACAUGAUGGGAUUUGGUCCAUUGCUUCCUACAGAAUCUGAAAGGUCCCUCAUGGAAAGAGUUCGUCAGGAGCUCAAAAUUGAGCUCAAGCAGGGUUUCAAGUCAAGAAUCGAAGAUGUUAGGGAGGAAAUAUUAAGGAAAAGGAGGGCCGGGAAAUUGCCUGGGGACACAACAUCGGUUUUAAAGGCAUGGUGGCAGCAACACGCUAAAUGGCCCUACCCAACUGAAGAUGACAAGGCAAAACUUGUGGAAGAGACAGGGUUGCAGCUGAAGCAAAUUAAUAAUUGGUUCAUCAAUCAAAGGAAACGCAACUGGCACAGCAACUCUCAAUCUGUCACCUCUCUCAAGUCCAAGCGCAAGAGGGAGUAUUCCCACUAAGGAUUCCAGUCUGGUGCAGGAGAUAAGGUGAUGAUGCUCUAUAACAUAAGAUGGCUUGUAAAUUCUUGGAUUAUAUAACGGAUACAGUUUUCUUCUUGCUGUGUGUUGCCUCCGUUUCAAGUGUUUCUUAUUUGUAAAUUGUGACAUUCAACAUAAUUUGUGGUGGGAUUACUUUGCUGAACGACAAAGGGAAAUUUAAGGACGAAUCCGCUAAUGAAAUCAAAGUGUUUUUUUGUUCCCCCGAUC